UACUGAUUACUGAUUACACACACCAUUGUAUAUUAUACAUAGUUUCUUUAUUUAAUAAAUAUAUAUUUUGUUACUUCUUAUCUCCACGUGUCUCCCUUUUGUUACGGGCUUUGAGCCGGUUCGUGACAAGUGGGGGCUCAUCCGGGAUAAUUGAACGUACUGGUUUGGGAGAUCGUGGAGGUACGUGUUUGGUUUACAUAUUUGGUCUGAGUUUGAUAGGCCUAGUAUUGGUUGCCUUUGUUGUUUGGUUUGUGUGCUGCGUUGGAGAGAGAGUAUAAUGGUUAGUUUCCAGGCCCUGCCCAGCCUGGAAACUCUUGUUCUACUUUCUGUUGGGACAUCGGUCUGAGGAGGUGAGUAAUCGGCUGUGUACCUCAGUGGGAGAUUUGGUAGGGUAGUGGAAUUUACUACCCGGAGCUAUAGCCUUUUACCCCUGAUAGGCUUAGUGACGUGUUUCAUUUUUGGAAUAUGUUGGGCAUGGUUAAUGUUUGUUAUUUUUGUGUGGUGUCUGUGGACUGAGCAGUUGUCUCGGGGGCACAUCCGUGGCUUGGUGGAAUCUGCCAGCGUGCUGGGGGGUUUAUUACCUUGCCAGCGGGCUACAGUGCGUAAAUACCCACCGCAAAUCCGCACGAAGACUAGGGUUGAGUUAUUGUAGGUUUGGGGAAGCUCCGUAUCUCAUCUCUCUUCUGUGGUGCUCAGGGUGAUUGUCAUUUCUCUGGUUGUGGUCUGGUGUGCUCAGCAGAGGGGAAGAGUGAUAAUAUUUUUUUUGACUAUGGCGUCUUAUGUAGAUGAGUUCAUUCGCUUUCCAUCAGAGGAAUUGUUAGAAUUAGGUACUAAAGAACAGCUGUUGAAAAUCGCUGAACACUACAAGGUUGAAAUUAGUGAUAAACGUCUAAAGAAUUCUAUUAGGUUGAUAUUGAAGGCCAAUCUGAUGGAGAGUGGUAUUCUUGAAGUUAUCACUGGGCCAGUCUCUGCUGAGGGGUCAUCUCCCCGUAACGUUGCAAUGGCCAUUCCAUCGGUUAGGCCUAGUAGUCUUCUUUUUGAACAGCAGAAAGAACUGCUUCUGUUACAGCUGCAGCAUGAUCGUGAGAAGCUAGAGCAUGAUCGUGUAAAGUAUGAAAAGGAAUUAGAUAUGGAGCAUGAUCGUGAGAAGCUAGAGCAUGAUCGUGUAAAGUAUGAAAAAGAAUUAGAUAUGCAGCAUGAUCGUGAGAAGCUAGAGUAUGAUCGUGUAAAGUAUGAAAAGGAAUUAGCAUUUAAACAAGAUAUGGAGUAUGCUAAAAUCAAGUUGCAACAAGAACGGAUAGAGUUGGUUAGGGAAGGAAAGAUCUCAGGGGAGAGUUUGUUCUGGGAAGGUGAUCCAGAUUUACCUAGGGGUCGUUCCUCUUUUGGUCGUGCCCCGGACAUAUUUGAUAUUGUUGGGAACUUACGGUUAUUGCCUCAGUUUAAUGAAAAGGACCCUGAGACAUUCUUUUUGUUGUUUGAGCGUGUUGCUGACGCUAGGAGUUGGCCUGAUUCUGACCGCACCUUAAUGUUGCAGUGUGUGCUGACUGGUAAAGCGCAGGAAGCAUAUUCAGCUCUUAGUGUACACGACAGUACCUGUUAUGAUAAGGUUAAAAUGGCUGUGUUGCAGAUUUAUGAAUUGGUCCCUGAGGCUUACCGCCAACGAUUUAGAACUUUAAAAAGGGAUGAUCAACAGACUCAUGUGGAGUUUGCGCGACAAUUAUCUGUACAGUUUAAUCGCUGGUGUUCUGCCUCUGCAGUUGUGACUUUCCAAGGGCUGUGUGAUCUGAUUAUGUUAGAGCAAUUUAAGGACACAAUCCCUGAUCGUAUUGCCACGUAUAUUAACGAACGAAAAGUAAAGAAUGUCGUUGAAGCAGCGGUUUUGGCGGAUGAGUAUAUGUUAACUCACAAAAGAGUCUUUGCAGAGCCCCGUAUUCGGAAUGAGUGGGGGCGUUCGGAUAGAUUUGGGCUUCGCUCACCGAGAUACUUUGGUUCACGGGCAGAGUUCAAUUCAACUAGGGUUGAGCCUGAAUCCCGUGGAAGAGCUGACUUUGGGCAAGAGUGUCAUUACUGUCAUGAUUCAGGUCAUUGGAAAAACGAAUGUCCGGUUCUCAGGGAAAAGGACAAAUUCAGUACGCGUGAUUACGUUAAAUCUAAGCCUACGGCGUUAGCUGCGCCUGUUUCACAUCAGUUCACUCAUGACACAUGGUCUCAGGGGCAGGUGAAAGUCCAUAUUCACUCAGGCUAUUUACCUUUCAUUACGGAAGGUUUUGUGUCUAUAUUAGGGAGUAAGGAAUUGGUGCCAGUGAAGAUCUUGAGAGACACAGGUGCCUCCGAAUCGUUUGUGUUGGAGUCUGUGUUACCCUUUUCAGCUGAGACUGAUUCGGGGAAGAGUGUUCUAAUUAGGGGGAUAGGUUUGAACACUCUUUCAGUUCCAUUACAUAAAAUGAUGUUGGAUUGUGGGCUGGUAAAAGGUGAGGUUGUUGUGGGGGUGCGUCCUUCGUUGCCUAUUGAGGGUGUUGACGUUGUUCUUGGGAAUAACUUGGCUGGUGAUCGUGUAUGGCCUGUCGUGUUUCCAUCUCGAGUUGUUCCCAUAAAGCCGUCAGUUGUUGAGAUUCCAGAUGAGAGUGUACAGAGCUCCCCAGGGAUGUUCCGUGCGUGUGCAGUGAUGAGUUCUAUGAGUCGUGGCGAACUGGUCACUGUGCCGACUGAUGAGAAUACCACAAAGAAGUAUGCCACGGCUUUCCCUGUUAUUCCGUUGUCUGUUACCCACUCAGAUCUAGUCAGUGCGCAGCGGACUGACCCCACAUUGGAAGAGUUGCGUGACCAAAUUGUGCCUGUGGAACAGUUGGGAGAUGUCACCCAUUGCUAUUUUCUCAAAGAGGAUGUCCUGAUGAGAAAGUGGGUGUCUCAUGGUAGUCGUUUUCUGGGGGAGGCGAUUAGUCAGGUUGUGGUACCAGUAAAGCUUCGUGAGUUGGUUUUGACAACUUCUCACAAUGGUGUUGCUGGACAUAUGGGUGUGAGGAAAACAUACCAUCGCAUAUUACGACAUUUCUUUUGGCCUAGAUUAAAGAGGGAUGUCUCUGAUUUCAUCAAAACUUGUCACACCUGUCAAUUAACUGGUAAACCUAAUCAAGCUAUUAAGACGGUACCACGGUUUCCUACUCCUGUACUCAGCCAACCUUUUGAGUAUUCGAUCAUUGACUGUGUGGGUCCUUGGCCUCGUACAAAAAAAAAAAAAAAAGGUUGUAGCUGAUGUGGUCUCGUGCGCCCUCUUCCUGAAUGUUUGUAUGGUCAGGUUCUGUCUUUCCUGUCUAUUCCGUCCUGGUCUGGGGAGCCUUCUUUCCUCUUAAAAGUUGCUUCCUAUGCACUAAUGUUGCUGAGGUCUGGGGUGUCUUCUUUUCUCUUAAAUGUUGCUUCCUAUGUAUUAAGGUUGCUGAGGUCUGGGGAGCCUUCUUUCCUCUUAAAGGUUGCUUCCCGUGCACAAAGGUUGCUGAGGUCUGGAGAGGAGAUUGGCUGGGGCAAAUUUGGAAGAGGGAACACGUACCCCUCAUAAAUUUGGGACGCAAGUGCUGUGUCAGUUUGGGACGCAGAGGGCGGUAUGUUGUUCCGGGGUCCUUGUUGGUCCCCGGUUUUAUGGGGGGGAAUGUGACGACCCUCCCAUUCUGUCUACCGUUUUCUCUCUCUCCUUGCUCUUGUUUCCCUAUUAGGAUGCCGGUGGGUGGAGUUGGGAGGGUCGUCAGCUACAUGGGGAACACCUGGGCCCACUCUCCCAGGAUAAAAUCACCACUUCCCCAUUCAUCAAGGAGACUCUCUCCAUACAGACACUUGGAUAGAUUUUGUUGCGUUUGGUUGUGCUUUUUGGUUGUUUGUUUUAGCAUUUAUCAACACCUUGCAUUAUCACAUUCAUCCAUGCAAA
Salvelinus fontinalis (brook trout) is the source of this 3916-nucleotide messenger RNA. RefSeq lists its product as uncharacterized. Gene Ontology annotation, molecular function: nucleic acid binding; zinc ion binding; aspartic-type endopeptidase activity. NCBI's taxonomy places the organism in Eukaryota, Metazoa, Chordata, Actinopteri, Salmoniformes, Salmonidae. The coding region runs from base 770 to 3253 and encodes 827 amino acids. The transcript has 2 exons. Gene Ontology annotation, biological process: proteolysis. The record is from RefSeq and is a predicted model, not a curated record.